CCGAGCCGCGCGGAGGGCGCCCGGGGGCGGUGGGCGGGGAAAGGGCGGAGACUAAGACCGAGCUCCCGCCCCGCGCCUCCCGCGGUAGUCCUCAAACAGGUCGGCUCCCCGGCAAUAUACCGCAGCUCCGCGGCUCUGGUGGCGUCCGUGUCAGCCUUCAGGUAGUGCUACCAUGUCUGGCAGAGGCAAGGGCGGAAAGGGGCUCGGCAAGGGGGGCGCCAAGCGCCACCGCAAGGUGCUGCGCGACAACAUCCAGGGCAUCACCAAGCCGGCCAUCCGCCGUCUGGCUCGCCGCGGCGGUGUCAAGCGCAUCUCGGGGCUCAUCUACGAGGAGACGCGCGGCGUGCUUAAAGUCUUCCUGGAGAAUGUGAUUCGCGACGCUGUCACCUACACCGAGCACGCCAAGAGGAAGACGGUUACUGCCAUGGACGUGGUGUACGCCCUCAAGCGCCAGGGUCGCACUCUCUACGGCUUCGGCGGCUAGGCUUUAAUCUUAAACAUUACCCUUUUAAAAUACAAAGGCUCUUUUAAGAGCCACCCACAAAUUUCACUACGAGAGCUGUUUAUUACUGAACUUAAGUUUACAUGUGUUUGAUACACCUGUAAUGUUAAAUCACGAGUCAUUAUCCAUUUCAGACUUUAAAACCUGCCACAAAGUAGAACUUUCUAUACUUUGUUAUGAAAGAAAUGCAGUACUGUAAAAUUCUCACUGUAUCAGAAUCGGUCGUUUUCAGUAAAUAUUACUGUUUAAACACAAUGCAGCUUUAUUUUGUAUCUAGAUGAAAUCUUUUUCCCAGUGAAGGCAGUCGCGGUAUUGCCGUAAAUGAAAAGCACAGCGACGGUGUAGAUGCAGCUUCAAACCUGUGACGGUUACAGGAUGGAAGUGACUGUAAUUACGCUGGUAUUUUUCACUCCAAUAGGAAC
Molecule: messenger RNA, 924 nt
Organism: Cuculus canorus (common cuckoo)
Lineage: Eukaryota; Metazoa; Chordata; Aves; Cuculiformes; Cuculidae
Product: histone H4
Exons: 1
Coding region: 173-484 (103 amino acids)
Biological process (GO): nucleosome assembly
Cellular component (GO): nucleosome
Molecular function (GO): DNA binding; protein heterodimerization activity; structural constituent of chromatin
Source: RefSeq, a predicted model, not a curated record